Linum tenue is the source of this 749-nucleotide messenger RNA. The record is from the annotation of a GenBank genome assembly. NCBI's taxonomy places the organism in Eukaryota, Viridiplantae, Streptophyta, Magnoliopsida, Malpighiales, Linaceae.
ACGAAGUCCAUGCCCAGAUCAACAUUGGAUAGGCUUUCAUCUUCUCGGCGAGUCGGGCGGUAUCCCAGAAAACCCUAGCAUUAUAUAAACCCUAGGAGAGUCCUGCUUGUAGUUUCAUUUCACAUUAUCCCCAAGGGGUCUGUGUUUAGCGGCAGGAAUCGCGAAGAUGCAGAUAUUCGUGAAAACCCUAACCGGGAAGACCAUUACUCUCGAGGUCGAGAGCAGUGAUACCAUUGACAAUGUCAAGGCUAAGAUCCAAGAUAAGGAAGGAAUUCCUCCGGAUCAGCAGCGUUUGAUCUUUGCCGGAAAGCAGCUUGAAGAUGGCCGAACCCUAGCCGACUACAACAUCCAGAAAGAGUCGACUCUUCAUCUGGUGUUGAGGCUCAGGGGGGGAAUCAUCGAGCCGUCUCUGAUGGCUUUGGCUCGAAAAUACAACCAGGAGAAGAUGAUUUGCCGAAAGUGUUAUGCUCGCCUGCAUCCAAGAGCAGUUAAUUGCCGCAAGAAGAAGUGUGGGCACAGCAAUCAGUUGAGGCCCAAGAAGAAGAUCAAGUAGACUCCGAGUCGUACGGAGAUCUUGCUGAUCUGGUGCUGUCGUGAUAGUUUGUCGCCUUUAUUUCCUCUGGUCUAGCUGUUUUGUUCAAGGAGCUUGAAUACAGAACUAUGAACAGUUUCUUUGUAAACAACAUUGUCCCCAGUUUCUUUGAGAGUGUUCUAUCAUCCAGUCUUCUGCCGUAAAAUCUACCAUUGAG